Silurus meridionalis is the source of this 618-nucleotide messenger RNA. RefSeq names its product prolyl 3-hydroxylase 2-like. Gene Ontology annotation, cellular component: endoplasmic reticulum. NCBI's taxonomy places the organism in Eukaryota, Metazoa, Chordata, Actinopteri, Siluriformes, Siluridae. The record is from RefSeq and is a predicted model, not a curated record. Gene Ontology annotation, biological process: collagen metabolic process. Gene Ontology annotation, molecular function: procollagen-proline 3-dioxygenase activity; L-ascorbic acid binding; iron ion binding.
AUGGAGCCAAGUUGUUACAUGAAGCAGGCGAGAGCAAGAAUCCUAAUUCACUCCUAUUUCAGGAGUCACUCGGCUCUUUAUUUCUCCUACACACACCUUGUUUGCCGCACUGCCAUUCCAGGACAUCAGGAGGGACGCUUGGAUCUGUCUCAUCCCGUCCACGUGGAUAACUGUAUACUGGAACCAGAAACCAGACAAUGCUGGAGAGAAGCGCCUGCAUUCACACACAGAGACCUGAGUGCAGUUCUCUACCUAAAUGAUGAUUUUGAAGGAGGAGCUCUUUUCACCGAUAGAGAUGCCAAAACAGUCACAGCCAGAGUGAAGCCCAGCUGUGGGCGCCUUGUUGGUUUUACUUCAGGACUGAACCCUCACGGUGUCACGGCGGUCACGGCAGGCCGCAGGUGCGCUCUAGCACUCUGGUUCACCACGGAAAAACUUCACAGGGACAUGGAACGAGAGGAGGCUGAAGCCAUGUUUGGACUCGAAGGAAAGGAGGAAAUGGAGGAAAAGGAGGAGUCCGAUAGCAAACACGCACCUGCUCGCAGUGGGCGGAGCCAGCCGUCUAAAGUCAGAAGCAAAGAGAGGGAGAGGGUAUCGAGUGGGAAAGACGAACUUUGA